GGGAGACAGACUGUGGAGGAGAAGACGCAAAGCUUCAUCUCUGUCUGGAGAUGAAAGAUACUUUAAUCUUACACUGAACAGACGGAUUUCACUCGGUGCCGGCAUGUAUUUUGGUAGCGUGUGUCACAGUGCUCUGCCGCCGCUGGCCCGUCCCACGCUGGGCAGGACCCUGCCCUCCCCAGACCCGAAGCCCCUCCUCCCCUUCCACCUGCUGCCUGGAUUCACAGACAUGGAUCACGUCCACAAAGCUCUGAUUGGCCCAGGCUUCAGCAUAAUAUCUCCGCUGAAGAGGAAGCAUAGCUCUUGCAGUGUCUGUCGACUGAGGUUCAACUCGGAGGCUCAGGCUUCCUCCCAUUACUGUGGCACCAAACACGCAAAAAGGCUGAAAGCGAUGGACGCCCCUGAUUCAAAGAUCAGGACCUUUGAACCGGUCGCCAAGGAAACCACUUCGCAAAUCCUCUCGUCACCCUGCUCACAGCCCUCCAGCUCUGACACAACAUCAGGAGAAUCGUCAGCACCAGACCCUACCUCAGAGGCGGCACCACCAAGCAGCGCCCCCCCUGAUACUGUGAAUGCACCCUCUGACUCCUCCCUGUCACCCAGCCAGAGGACACCGGAGAAAGAGACCCAAAGAGACAGAGAGGUGGAGGUGGUUCCAGAAGAGGAAACAGAAGAAGAGAAAGCUAUACGUCUUCUCUACUGCUCCCUCUGCAAGGUGGCUGUCAACUCCGCCUCCCAGCUGCAGGCCCACAACAGUGGCACUAAACACAAGACGAUGCUUGAGGCAAGGAGUGGUGAUGGAGCCAUCAAGUCCUUUCCAAGGACAGGGGUCAAGGCCAAGAUGGUCCCGCCGUCUGAGUCGUCAACAGGACUCCAGAACAAAACUUUCCACUGUGAGAUCUGCGAUGUGCAUGUCAACUCUGAGACUCAACUCAAACAGCACAUCAGCAGUAGGAGACACAAAGAUAGAGCGGCAGGUAAACCAGCCAAGCCGAAGUUCAGCCCAUACACUCCAACCCAGCGUCACCAGAGUUUCCAAGCAAUUCGUCUCGCUCUACGGAAGAACCAAGACCUGACCAAACCUCUUGCCUCCUGUCUCCUACAGCGUCAACUCUCUGUUGCCGCUGCUGCUGCUAUGGCAACACUGCCCCCUUUCCCUCUCCGCCCUGCUUCAAACUCGAGUCCCGCCCUAUUUCAGAGUCAGCCCCUCCCUCAGGCCCUGCUGCACCCGGCCCCUGGACCCAUCUGUUCCACACACACGCAGGUUCUGUUUUCACCCUACUGACCCCGUCGACGUCUCAAUCGGCUCUGAACUACGGCUAAAAGCAGACCUGAGACCUGGACAAGAUGUGAUAUAAGACAGUGCUUACAAACAACAGAUACAGUGGGUGUCAUGGACCAGGAUUUAUUUGUUGAGCCCAAAUCCAUGAAGCAGAUUGUGAUAGAUGAAGUACAAAGCAGCAAAUGAGCAAAAGCAGAAUAUUUUCUGAUGUGUGUGUGUUUUGCUGUGUGUGUGUGUGUGUGAAUGUAUGUGUGCAUGCGCAGAUACAGCCAUCAUAGAACUUUUGCUGCAGUUUACUGCACUAAUGCUUCAUUCCCUCAGUAAUUAACUGAUUUAAUAGAUGCUGAUAAUCUAUAUAACAAUAAAAAAAACUCCCCCUUAAAGGGACAGUUUCUCCAAAAUUAAAAAAUACAUAUUCAUCCUCUUACGUGUAGUGCCAUUUAUCAAUUUAGAUUUUUUUGGUGUGUGUUGCAGAAUGUAUGAGAUAUGGCCAAAGAGCUGUCUGCCUUUUCUCAAAUAUAAUGGAACGAGAUGGCAUUCAGCAUUUGUUGUUCAAAGCGCCCAAAAAAUAUAUUUUAAAAAGUCAACAGCGAUAUCUCUUUCCAAAAAUCAUGACCCAGUUACUCAAGAUAAUUCACAGACCUUAUUGUGAGCAGUUUCCUGGAGGAACUAUUUUCUCUCUACUGAUUAUGCUGCCAACUGUAUCCCUGUGCAGAAGGAAGAGUGCAUCUACUCACGGAUGGAACCGUGCUUGUGACAGCCGGAGAUGUAAACAUUAAUAUUGUCCUCUUGGUUGAGCAGUUUAAUGUGAGCUGUGAUACUGCUGGUGAGUGUUGAAGAAAAUUGUUCCUACAAGAAACUGCUCACAGCAAGGUCUUUGGAUCAUCUUGAGUAACCAGGUCAUGAUUUCUGGAAAGAGACAUUGCUGUUAAGUUUUUCAUUUUUUUUUUUUUUUUAAUUUGAGUUUUGAGCACAACAAGCUUGGUGCCAUCCAUCGCCAUUAUAUUCAAAAGAAGGCAGACAACUCUUUGGCCGAUAUCUCCCUACACUUGGCAACUCCCAACAAAACAAUCUAGAUUGAUAAAAAGCAUGACAGGUAAAAGGAAGAAUAUUUCUAUCUGAUUUUGGGGUGAACUGUCCCUUUAAACAGCUUAAUUCAGCAUACACACAAAAAAAAGAUGCAUUAUGAUGGACUUCCAUGAUGACUAUAACUGCGUGUGUUUUGGUGUGCAGAUAUGCAUAUAUAAGUAUGACUGCAAAUCAGAGCAUGCUUGACUGAAGACGUUUAAUAUUUUACAAUAAACAAUAGCUGUGGAUACUCA
This is a messenger RNA of Plectropomus leopardus (leopard coralgrouper), 2604 nucleotides long. Its product is annotated as zinc finger protein 385D-like. Gene Ontology annotation, molecular function: nucleic acid binding; zinc ion binding. The record is from RefSeq and is a predicted model, not a curated record. Lineage: Eukaryota; Metazoa; Chordata; Actinopteri; Perciformes; Serranidae. Gene Ontology annotation, cellular component: nucleus.